Messenger RNA from Lactuca saligna, 3222 nucleotides. The record is from the annotation of a GenBank genome assembly. Lineage: Eukaryota; Viridiplantae; Streptophyta; Magnoliopsida; Asterales; Asteraceae.
AUGCUCAAAAUUAAACAAAGUUAUGAGGUUUUCUUGUAUAAUGAUACAUUUCAAAUUGUUACCCUUGUGAGACUUAACCUGUGCUUUUACUUAGCUGCAGUUCUUCUUAAACAGUUUAUUAAGAAACACUGGCAGGAAGACGAUGAUGGCUUUGAACAUCCUGUUGUUUCAAAUGAGGAAAAGGCAAUUGUACGUGGUCUUCUUUUGCUUUCACUUGAUGACCCUCAUCGAAAAAUCUGCACAGCUAUUAGUAUGGCAGUUGCAUCCGUGGCGUCUCAUGAUUGGCCAGAUGAAUGGCCUGAGUUACUCCCAUUCUUAAUGAAGUUAAUUAAUGAUCAAAGUAAUACAAAUGCAGUGAAUGGGGCUCUUAGAUGUUUGGCUCUUCUCUCUGCUGAUUUGGAUGAUAAAUUAGUGCCCAAAAUUAUACCAGUUUUGUUCCCAUGUUUGCAUGCUAUUGUUUCAUCACCUCAGAUAUAUGACAAACCAUUGCGCACAAAGGCUCUUUCAAUAGUCUAUUCUUGUACAUCAAUGAUAGGGGUUAUGAGUGGUGUGUACAAGACAGAAACAAGUGCAUUGAUGUUACCAUUGGUCAAAUCUUGGAUGGUUGAAUUCUCUUCCAUUCUUAAGAAUCCUGUUCAAUCUGAAGAUCCAGAUGAUUGGAGUAUCAGAAUGGAGACAUUAAAGUGCUUGGGCCAAUUUGUUCAGAACUUUCCAAGCCUAGCAGAAAGUCAGUUCAUGGAGGUUUUGGUUCCAUUAUGGCAAACAUUUGUGUCAUCUCUUGUUGUAUAUGAAAGAUCUUCAAUUGAAGGACUUGAAGAUUCAUAUGAAGGAAGAUAUGAUUCUGAUGGCUCAGAAACAAGCCUUGAAUCCUUCAUCAUUCAAUUGUUUGAGUUUCUAUUAACGAUUGUUGGUCAUAAAAAGUUUGUAAAGGCUUUUGGAAAUAGUAUCCAGGAUCUUGUCUACUAUUCAAUUGCCUUUAUGCAAAUGACUGAACAACAGGUCCAUGCUUGGUCAAUGGAUGCUAAUCAAUAUGUUGCUGAUGAAGAUGAAAACACUUACAGUUGUCGAGUUUCUGGCUCACUUUUGUUGGAGGAAAUUGUAAUUUCUUGUGGAAUUGAUGGAGUUUAUGCAAUAUUAAAUGCUGCUAAACAAAGAUUCGAUGAAUCUCAACAACAAAGGCUCAAACGCUCUGCUGAUUGGUGGAGGAUGAGGGAGGCUACACUUUUUGCUGUGUCAUCUGUAUCAGAACAAUUGCUUGAAGUUGAGGUUUCUGGGCCUUCAGGGGUCAAUUUAGGAAACCUGUUGGAACAAACUUUCACUGAAGACAUGGCAUCAGGUGUACAUGAGUUUCCUUUUCUUUAUGCUCGUAUGUUUUCAUCAAUUGCUAAAUUCUCAUCAGUGAUCAACAAUGCUGUUAUUGAUCAUUUCCUCUAUGCUGCUAUUCAAGCAAUCGGCAUGGACGUCCCUGCCCCUGUCAAAGUUGGUGCAUGUCGCUCCCUUUCUCAACUCUUACCAGAUACAAACAGAGGAAUACCUCAGCCUCAUAUAUUAGCUCUAUUUUCAUCACUCACAGAGCUUCUAAAACAAGCAUCCGAUGAGACAAUGCAUCUUGUCCUUGAAACACUGCAGGCAGCUGUGAGGGCAGGUCAUGAAUCUGCAUUAUCCAUAGAGCCUGUUAUUUCUCCUAUUCUACUUAACAUGUGGGCUCUACAUGUUUCUGACCCUUUCAUAAGCAUUGAUGCACUUGAUGUUCUUGAGGCAAUUAAAAAUGCUCCUGGAUGUGUUCAUCCUCUCGUUUUACGCAUUUUGCCAUACGUGGGACCCAUCCUCAACAAGCCUCAACAGCAGCCUGAUGGUUUAGUUGCUGGUUCUUUGGAUCUUUUGACAAUGUUACUGAAGAAUGCACCUACUGAUGUGGUGAAAGCAAUUUAUGAAGUGUGUUUUGAUCCGGUUGUACGUACAGUUCUUCAAAGUGAUGACCAUGGUGAAAUGCAGAAUGCAACUCAAUGUCUUGCUGCUCUUGUUUCUGGUGGACAACAACAAUUGCUCACAUGGGGUGGUGAUCCUGGUUUCACAAUGAGAUGUUUACUCGAUGUAGCUUCAAGGCUUCUUGAUCCAGAUCUAGAUAGUUCUGGAUCCCUUUUUGUUGGGAACUAUAUUUUGCAACUUAUUUUACAUUUGUCCUCACAAAUGGCACAACAUAUUUGGGAUCUUGUUGCUGCUCUUGUUAGGCGAAUGCAAUCUUGCCAAAUUGCUGGAUUAAGAAGCUCAUUACUUCUUAUAUUUGCAAGAUUGGUUCACAUGAGUACACCACAUGUUGACCAGUUUAUUAAUUUACUAAUCACAAUCCCCGCUGAAGGCCACACUAAUUCUUUACAUUAUGUGAUGUCAGAAUGGACCAAACAACAAGGGGAAAUUCAAGGAGCCUACCAAAUUAAAAUCACAACAACAGCUUUAGCCUUGUUAUUAUCAACCAGACAUGUUGAAUUUGGAAACAUCAAUGUUCAAGGCCAUUUGAUCAAAUCAUCAGUAGGCAUCACCACACGUUCAAAGUCCAAAAUUUCUCCUGAUCAAUGGACAUUAAUGCCCCUCCCUGCAAAGAUUCUUGGUGUGCUGGUGGAUGUGUUGCUUGAGAUUCAAGAACAAAUUGGAGAAGAAGACGAGCAGGAAAGUGACUGGGAAGAAGUGGAAGCAGGUGAUGCUGAAAUAGAGCAAGACUUGCUUUAUUCAACGGGUACUACAUCGUUUACCAGACCUUCAAAUGGCUACCUUGAUGCCAUGGCAAAAGCUUUCAAUGAGGAUGAUGAUGAUGGUUGUGAUGAUGAGCUACUAUGUGCUGCUGAUCCCCUUAAUGAGAUUAACUUGGGGAAUUAUCUCACCAACUUUUUUCGGGAGUUCUCUCAGGGAGACAAGCCUCUUUUUGAUCAUCUUUGCCAGAGUUUGACACAGGCUCAGAAAAAAGCUGUACAAAUGGUUGUGAGUCGAUAAUUGUACCCUUUGAUAUUAAUUGAUUUUUUUUUCUUUUAUAAAUUUGUAUGUAUUCGGGGUGAUAAUGUAAACAUCCGAGUUUGUACAUUGCCGGUUUUUCGUUUCUAUUUUUUUUUGUGUCCUUGAGUGUUGGUAUACAGAGUGUUGUUAAAUUUAUUUGGGUAAAUGUAAUCAUUGAAAUUGUGCACAUCUCUAUAAAUCUGCCAUGUUUUUUUAUUAUUAUUUAGAAUUAGG